Molecule: messenger RNA, 1486 nt
Organism: Capra hircus (goat)
Lineage: Eukaryota; Metazoa; Chordata; Mammalia; Artiodactyla; Bovidae
Product: ubiquitin carboxyl-terminal hydrolase 17-like protein 6
Exons: 3
Coding region: 1-1437 (478 amino acids)
Biological process (GO): protein deubiquitination; regulation of apoptotic process
Cellular component (GO): cytosol; nucleus
Molecular function (GO): cysteine-type endopeptidase activity; cysteine-type deubiquitinase activity
Source: RefSeq, a predicted model, not a curated record
AUGGCCCCGAAUCAUUUGCAUCCGGAGCCCUUUGGUCCAGGGGGCCAGGUCGGAAGGGCCGUCGCCGGCAGUCGGCGCCCCCAGCGGGGUGACUUGGCUCCUGGGUCAGCGGGGCUGGCGCCUGGCCAGAAAGUCGCCCUGAGUUGGAGGGGGCCGUGGGGGGUGGGCGCUGGGCUUCAGAAUCUGGGGAACACCUGCUACGUGAACGCGGCGCUGCAGUGUCUGAGCCACACGCCGCCCCUGGCCAGCUGGCUGGUGUCCCGGCAGCACGCCACCCUCUGUCCGGCCGGCAGCUCCUGCACGCUCUGUGCCAUGCGAGCUCACGUGACCCGAGCCCUCCUUCACGCGGGAGAGGUGAUCCGGCCCCGCAAGGACCUGCUGGCGGGCUUCCACAGACACCAGCAGGAAGAUGCCCACGAGUUUCUGAUGUUCACUCUGAAUGGCAUGCAGCAAGGGUGCCUGAGUGCAUCCCAGCCGUCGGGCCACGCCUCCGAGGACACCAGCGUCGUCCGUCAGAUCUUCGGCGGGACGUGGAGGUCUCGGAUCCAGUGUCUCCACUGCCUCGGUGUCUCGGACACGUUCGACCCUCAUCUGGACGUCAGCCUGGAUAUCACGGCGGCUCAGAGUGUGGAGCAAGCUCUGAGAGAGCUGGUCAAGCCCGAGAAGCUGGAGGCGGAAAAUGCCUAUGACUGUGGCGUUUGUCUCCGGAAGGUGCCUGCCACCAAGAGGUUGACUUUGCACAGCACGUCCCAGGUCCUGGUGCUGGUGCUGAAGCGGUUCACACAGCUGAGCGGGGCCAAAAGGGCUCAGGAGGUGCGCUAUCCCCAGCGCCUGGACGUGCAGCCCUACACGUCUGAGGGGAAGGCAGGGCCACUGGGCUACGUGCUCUAUGCCGUGCUGGUGCACUCCGGGUGGAGCUGUGAGCGAGGACACUACUUUUGUUACGUCCGAGCCGGCAACGGCCAAUGGUAUAAGAUGGACGAUGCCAAGGUGACCGCCUGUGACGAGACUGCUGCCCUGAGCCAGAGCGCCUACGUCCUGUUCUACGCCCGGGAGGACCCCGGGCAGCCUGCAGGAGACGCCAGCGGCAGAGCUCCUGGGUCGCAGGAGUCCCCGGGGGACACAGAGGCCGAAGGGAUGAGCUUAGAGCAGUGGAGACGCCUGCAAGAACACAACCGACCGAAGCCGGCCUUGGAGCUGCGCAAGAUCCAGGCUGCCCUGCCUGCCGGCGCAGUCGUGAUUCACCGGUCCAGACCCGGAGGAGGGAGAAACCGCCCGCCGCCCGCACAGGAGCACCACCGGCUCGACCGGCCCAGCACGGACACCCCGCCUCCGGGGCCGACGGACGUCGGCCACGGCCCUUGUGCCAGCGGGAGGGCCAGAGCGACCAAGGGGAGGAACAAGAAGCCGCGGCCAUCUCUGGGGCUGUGGCGGUAGGCCGGCUCUGAUGCACAUGCGUGCAGACGCCCAGGCACACUCUGCGUGC